CCUCCUCCACACCCUUCCUGCCCCUGCCAGGGCUGAGGGAAGAAUAAGCAGAGGUGGUGUGAACACCUGAACCACUCCCUCCAACCAUGGGCGGUAACUGUUGUAAACCUGAUCGGCGACACAAAAAUACACAGGAUGCACACCGGCAGCGGCAGAAGUUAUUGGCGCAACUCCGCCAUCAGCAGAAGGUCCGAGCGGCGAAGUGCAUCCAAGCCUGGUGGCGGAGCGUCCUGGUGCAAAGGACCUUGCUGGUGGCCGCCCUCAGCGCCUGGGUGAUUCAGUGCUGGUGGCGGACCGUGCUACACCGCAGGCUGCAGCAGCGGCGGCUGAAGCUCCUGCGCCUCUACGUGGUGGAGGAGCAGGCGGUGGUCAAAGUGCAGUCCUGGCUCCGCAUGUGUCGCUGCCGGCAGUGCUACUGCCAGGUGUGCGACACCAUCUGCGUCUUCCAGCCCCCAGACGACAGUACGCUGCCCUACCCGAGCCACAACUUGUUGCAGGUUCAACACAGACUCAUCUCCAAGCAGCCCAGAUUCCACAUCGAGAUCGUAUCUGUCUAACAGGUCUACCGCUGCCCCCAAUAAACAUCCGAGUAGUUUG
Molecule: messenger RNA, 597 nt
Organism: Ochotona princeps (American pika)
Lineage: Eukaryota; Metazoa; Chordata; Mammalia; Lagomorpha; Ochotonidae
Gene: IQCF3
Product: IQ motif containing F3
Exons: 3
Coding region: 87-557 (156 amino acids)
Molecular function (GO): calmodulin binding
Source: RefSeq, a predicted model, not a curated record